Messenger RNA from Bubalus bubalis (water buffalo), 2334 nucleotides. It is a transcript of the gene ZNF653, whose product is annotated as zinc finger protein 653. Gene Ontology annotation, molecular function: transcription coregulator activity. The coding region runs from base 141 to 2087 and encodes 648 amino acids. The transcript is spliced from 10 exons. The record is from RefSeq and is a predicted model, not a curated record. NCBI's taxonomy places the organism in Eukaryota, Metazoa, Chordata, Mammalia, Artiodactyla, Bovidae. Gene Ontology annotation, biological process: regulation of transcription by RNA polymerase II. Gene Ontology annotation, cellular component: nucleus.
CGCAGCUUCUGCUCUCGGUCUCCUUUUGACGCCGUGGGGCAGUGAGAGUCCAUCAGAAAUUUCCCGCCGGCGCGGAACAUGCGCGCCACUUCCGGCCGGGCUCCUAACAACGGGGGAGGCUGGUAACCAGGGAGGGGGGGAUGGCGGAGCGGGCGCCGGAGCCCGAGGCGGAGGCGGAGGCUGAGGCGGGCGCAGGCGGGGAGGCGGCCGCCGAGGAGAGCGCUGCGGGCCGCAAGGCGCGGGGCCGGCCGCGGCUCACGGAGUCGGACCGGGCCCGGCGGCGGCUCGAGUCCCGGAAGAAGUACGACGUGAGGCGCGUGUACCUGGGCGAGGCGCACGGGCCCUGGGUGGACCUGCGGCGCCGCAGCGGCUGGAGCGACGCCAAGCUCGCUGCCUACCUCAUCUCGCUGGAGCGCGGCCAGCGUAGCGGCCGCCACGGGAAGCCUUGGGAGCAAGUCCCCAAAAAGCCAAAGCGGAAGAAAAGGCGGCGACGCAAUGUGAACUGCCUGAAGAACGUGGUGAUCUGGUAUGAGGACCACAAGCACCGCUGCCCCUACGAGCCGCACCUGGCUGAGCUGGACCCCACCUUUGGCCUGUACACCACGGCUGUGUGGCAGUGUGAAGCUGGGCACCGCUACUUCCAAGACCUGCACUCCCCACUGAAGCCGCUCAGCGACUCAGACCCAGAGAGUGACAAAGAUGGUGACAGAACUGAAUCCAAUUGUUGGACUGGCUGGUGUCCAGGAGGAGGGCGGUGUUUAACGCGGCCAGCCCGACCAAUACGCUGGGUGGGCAAUGGCCUGGUGGCCGGCAGCUCUGACUCGUCCAGUUCCGGCUCUGGCUCUGACUCCGAGGAGCCCCCCGAGGGCCAGCCAACCAAGGCGACAGUGGCCACGGCGGCAGUCACGCCCACCAGCCCAGCGGGCAGCAGUGGGCUCAUCACACAGGAGGGCAUGCACAUCCCCUUCGACGUCCACCACGUGGAGAGCCUGGCCGAGCAGGGCACCCCGCUAUGCCCCAACCCGGCCAGCAGCGGGCCAGAGGCCCUGGAGACAGUGGUGUGCGUGCCCGUGCCUGUACAAGUGGGCCCGGGCCCUGGCACCCUCUUUGAGAACGUGCCCCAGGAGGCACUGGGCGAGGUGGUGGCCAGCUGUCCCAUGCCAGGCAUGGUGCCCGGGUCGCAGGUGAUCAUCAUCGCUGGCCCCGGCUACGACGCCCUCACGGCCGAGGGCAUCCACCUCAACAUGGCAGCCAGCAACAGUGCUCCCGGAGGGGGCCUUGGCGAUGAGGUGCCCUGUGCCAUGAUGGAGGGCGUGGCUGCCUACACACAGACAGAGCCGGAGGGUGGCCCGCCCAGUACCAUGGACCCUGCUGCCAUGACAGGCAUUGAGACCAAGAAAGAGAAGGAGGACCUGUGCGUGCUCAAGAAGGAGGAGAAGGAGGAGCUGGUGGCCCCCGAGAUGGCCGAGCUGGCUGCGACGGUGCCUGAGAGCGCUGAGCCUGAGGCCGAGGCCGACGGGGAGGAGCUAGAGGGCAGCGACAUGUCCGCCAUUAUCUACGAGAUCCCCAAGGAGCCCGAGAAGAGGCGGCGGAGCAAGAGGUCGCGGGUGAUGGAUGCUGAUGGCCUGCUGGAGAUGUUCCACUGCCCCUACGAGGGCUGCAGCCAGGUCUAUGUGGCCCUCAGCAGCUUCCAGAACCACGUCAACCUCGUGCAUCGGAAAGGGAAGACCAAAGUGUGCCCUCAUCCUGGCUGCGGCAAGAAGUUCUAUUUAUCCAACCACCUGCGGCGGCACAUGAUCAUUCACUCAGGUGUCCGUGAAUUCACCUGCGAAACCUGCGGCAAGUCCUUUAAGAGGAAGAACCACCUGGAGGUACACCGGCGCACGCACACAGGCGAGACGCCUCUGCAGUGCGAGAUCUGUGGCUACCAGUGCCGACAGCGCGCAUCGCUCAACUGGCACAUGAAGAAGCACACGGCCGAGGUGCAGUACAACUUCACGUGUGAGCGCUGCGGGAAGCGCUUCGAGAAGCUGGACAGCGUCAAGUUCCACACGCUCAAAAGCCACCCGGACCACAAGCCCGCCUGAUCGGCCCCGACCGCUGAACGCCCCUAUUUAUUCGUCCGAUUGGACACCAUGCCCGGGCCUGUCAGGGCCGGGACAUCCGCCGGGGGCCGCCCGGACCGCGGGCCGGAAGGAGGCGCCCCUGCUCCGCUCUAGGGCUGGACCCCCGGGGCAGGUCCCCCACCCCCGCCCGAUUUCUGGAGCUGGCCCCUAGGGUUGCACUGCUGGAACUGUGUCAAGAGAGAAGAGCGAGAUUAAAGAGCAAGAAAGA